UGCUUGCCUAAAGUAGCUCCGAAAUCUGAUAGCUACCAACCCUCUUGUUUGUUUGUUCAUAUCGUCAACUUUCUGACUUUACCUCCCCGCGAAUACCCUCACUUUACUUAUUUGAACCUAAUCGACGCUUUCUAGAAACUAUCUCUUCAUCGACCAGGACAUACCUUCUCUUACUUUUACCAGCGGCUGUUUCCCAAGAUGUUUAUUGCAAGAUCUGAAUAUGGUAAGUUAGUUGAAGCAUGUCUGAAGCGCCCAUGUCCUCGUUGUAUCGACUAACAACUGUGCAGAUCGGGGUAUCAAGUAUGUCGAAGCCCAGCUACAGCAAAUAUCUCACAAUUCAGAUCAAUAUUAAUAUAACAUCAGUACCUUUUCCCCAGAGGGUCGUUUGUUCCAAGUCGAAUACUCUCUAGAGGCCAUCAAGUUAGGAUCAACGGCAAUAGGAGUUGCAACUGGUGGUGGAGUAGUUCUCGGUGUCGAAAAGCGCGUAACUUCCACCUUACUCGAAACAUCGUCUGUCGAGAAGAUUGUUGAGAUCGACCGUCACAUUGGAUGUGCCAUGUCAGGGCUUCAAGCAGAUGCACGAUCAAUGGUAGAACACGCUCGAGUCGAAUCUCAAAAUCACAGCUUCCACUACAACGAACCUUUAAGAGUCGAGAGUUGCACCCAGGCUAUUUGCGAUUUGGCAUUGAGAUUUGGUGAAGGUGCAGAUGGCGAGGAGAGUAUUAUGAGUAGACCAUUCGGUGUUGCUCUUUUGAUUGCUGGAUACGAUGAGGACGGACCACAAUUAUACCACGCUGAGCCAAGUGGAACAUUUUAUAGAUAUGAUGCAAAGGCUAUUGGUUCAGGUUCAGAAGGAGCCCAAGCUGAAUUACAGAACGAGUUUCACAAGGUAUAAUAACAUGACACCCACCUACACAUGAUGUCACUAACCCUAAAAUUUAGUCACUCACAAUUGAAGAGGCAGAAACUUUGGUAUUGAAGACAUUGAAGCAGGUCAUGGAAGAGAAGUUAGAUUCGAAGAAUGUGCAAUUGGCUAGUGUCACCAAGGAGAAGGGCUUCAGAAUCUAUACAGAUGAGGAAAUGGCAGCUGUUGUGGAGCGCUUACCUGCGAAUUAAGAUUCCAAAUAACGAGAAAAGUCUUGAAUCAAUCUCGCAUGGAAUAGUCAAUUAGACAUCUUAAUUGACAUGAAUGAACGAUAUUAAUGCAUGAUAUCUCUUAUCCAUUGAGGAUUGCUUGACUCUCUACUUGUUCUUCUUCCCGUGCUUUCUACCGAAUUUCA
Molecule: messenger RNA, 1280 nt
Organism: Sclerotinia trifoliorum
Lineage: Eukaryota; Fungi; Ascomycota; Leotiomycetes; Helotiales; Sclerotiniaceae
Source: the annotation of a GenBank genome assembly